GGAAAUAUCUUUAGGUCUGAACCACUGGGUUUAUUGCAACAAAUAACUUUUGCAAUGAUCUGGGGUUGUAAAUUUUUGAUAAUGUAAUGAAUGCUGGUUGAAGUUAGAUGACUUCUACCUGCUUAUCCCAUGCUUUAACAAAUCUGUCACAAACAGCUGAAAAUGAUCUUAAUUAUUUUGCCAACAUUUACCUAUGAUUCCUUAAAGUCUGGAUAUGGCACUGAAAAGAUUUUUAACUGUAAAAAUGUCAAAUGGAUAAUGGUGAUUUCAAGGAUGUUUAAUGAGGUUGCUGAAUUUAUCUGCUGUCUGAUUGAUUUUUUUCUCUCAUAAUAAUUUGUUCCAUAUCAUUGCAGAUAUCAGAAGUGAUAAAUAGUAUGAAAGACUUGAUUGAUUAUAGCCGAGAAACAGGAACUGGACCAAUGGAGAGUUUGGCCAAGUUCCCUCGGAGGACAGAUUCUUCAUCUGGGUUCCAUAGUCAAGCUUCACAGCCUGAGGGACAGCAGCAGCAGCAGCAACUGCAAACAAUACCCCAGAACUCAAAUAGUGAUCGAAGUUCAGCCCAAGUCCCAAUGCAAAUCACUGCUAGCAAUGGUAUGGCUAGUGUAAAUAACUCACUCACCACAGCAUCUGCAACCACGUCUGCCAGCACUGUCGUGGGGCUUCUCCACCAAAAUUCAAUGAAUUCAAGACACCAAAAUUCUAUGAAUAAUGCAAGCAGUCCCUAUGGAGGAAACUCUGUUCAGAUUCCAUCUCCUGGUUACUCCACCUCGACCACUAUAUCCUGAUUCAUCUUGUGUCGAUCCACAAUAUCAUGGUUCGUCUCCGCAACUAGCAUCAUGAUUGUA
Populus nigra (black poplar) is the source of this 845-nucleotide messenger RNA. Its product is annotated as transcriptional corepressor SEUSS-like. The record is from RefSeq and is a predicted model, not a curated record. Bases 375 to 785 code for a protein of 136 amino acids. NCBI's taxonomy places the organism in Eukaryota, Viridiplantae, Streptophyta, Magnoliopsida, Malpighiales, Salicaceae. The transcript has 2 exons. Gene Ontology annotation, cellular component: transcription regulator complex; nucleus. Gene Ontology annotation, biological process: positive regulation of transcription by RNA polymerase II; negative regulation of transcription by RNA polymerase II.